AUAAUGCCAAGCUGCUGCAUCUGACACAUACGUCUCAACGGGGGAGAGCACAGGCCAAAGCUAUGGCCUCGCAUAGGCACCCCAAAGCUAUGGUUAACACAGCCGUUGCUUCACAUAUGAACGCUCACAUAGGCCCAGAUGUCAUGGAGGUUACUAUGUGUGGUUAUAUGUGUGCUGCUCUUGAGUACAAGCACAUUGGUGGCUUGUGUUGGCGAACAAAGAUACGAAGAGCUGACGGAGUCACAGGGAGCCCGCAUGCACACUAA
Messenger RNA from Sphaeroforma arctica JP610, 266 nucleotides. RefSeq lists its product as hypothetical. The annotation marks the transcript as partial. Lineage: Eukaryota; Ichthyosporea; Ichthyophonida. The record is from RefSeq and is a predicted model, not a curated record. The transcript has 2 exons.